This is a messenger RNA of Eurytemora carolleeae, 5784 nucleotides long. RefSeq names its product coiled-coil and C2 domain-containing protein 2A (gene Cc2d2a). Bases 255 to 5615 code for a protein of 1786 amino acids. NCBI's taxonomy places the organism in Eukaryota, Metazoa, Arthropoda, Copepoda, Calanoida, Temoridae. Gene Ontology annotation, biological process: protein localization to ciliary transition zone; non-motile cilium assembly. The record is from RefSeq and is a predicted model, not a curated record. The transcript has 19 exons. Gene Ontology annotation, cellular component: ciliary transition zone.
UCAGACCAGGAGUUCCAGGUUAUCAAUGUCCAGUAAAUCUCAUCAUCGAUCUCAAGAAUCAAGAAAAUCUUGUCUACAAAAUGUGCGCUAAAAGGUGCAAAUUAUGAAGCGAAAACCUAUCGAUAUUUUCUUCAAAACUGAAGAUACUAACGAGCAUUUUCCAGCUUUGAAAUUUUGAUGUUCAGUGCUACAAAAAAAGUAAGUGGACUGGUCAAACAAAAAUCACGCAGAGCUGACUUACCAAUAAUCUAAUCAUGGUUACGGAGAAAAAGAAAAUCCGGAAAAAAGGAAAAACAGACAAAAGCAGGACGGAGGAAACCGGAGAACCCAGCUCCAGGAGGGAAAAUGAUACCGGAGAAUCCAGUUCCAGGAGGGAGAAGGAUACAGGAGAAUUCAGCUUCAGGGGGGAGAAGGAUACCAGACAAUCUACCUCCAGGGGGGAAAAGGAUACCGGAGAAUCCAGCUCCGGGAGAGAAAAGGGUACCGGAGAAUUCAGCUCCAGAAGGGAGAAGGAUACGGGAGAAUCCAGCUCCAGGAGGGAGAAGGAUACCGGAGAAUCUAGCUUCAGGAAGAAUGAGGAAGAUGAAAUACAAGUUGUGGAGGAAACGGUUAUUAUUCAACCAGAGGAGGAGGGCAAAAAGGAUGAGGGGAAGGUAGGAGAAGAGAAAGAGGAGGAGAAGAAGGAAGAUGAGAAAGAAAAGAAUAAAGGUUUUAGUUUUGGUUCUAAACUAAAGAAAAUGAAUCCGCUUCGUAAAUUGGGCAAAUCCAAAAAGGAAGAUUCAGUUGAGAUCAAGGACGAAGAGAAAACUGUAAACGAGAACCCAGAAGAAAAAUUGAAAAAAGAAGAUUCUGAAAAAGAAGUAGAACCUGAAAAGGAGAGUUUAAAAAAAGUAUUGAAGACAGAUAAGAAAAAGAAAUCUCGAGGAGAGCUUGUAUCUGAAGACAGAAAACCCUCCAACCCUGAACCUGGUUGGAGGAGUCAAAACGAGGACGAAGAAAAAACAAAGAUGAAAGAAGAAAGAAAACCUAAAGCAAUGGAGGAAAGAGGGGAAAAGGACAAGGACAGUAUGAAAGAGAGCAGGAAGAUAUCUGCAAAAGAGAAAUUAAAACAGAAACUUGAGAGGAAGAAAAUCUCCGAGGAAACUAGAAAUCCUAAACUUCUCCGCCAGCAAUCCUCAAGGGUAGAGGACAGAUUAAAGGAAGAAGAUUACGAAGCUCAGAUUGCAUUUGAUAAACAUGCUUUAAAAUCAUCAAAUAAGUUUGAAGCUGUGGAGAAGAACAGUGGAGAGGAAGCAUUCGAGUUCUUUUCUAAAGUUUGGUCUGAAGAUACAUUGGAGGAGGUGGUAGUAGAGAACAGAAGUAACCAGGAACAGAAGAGGAAGAAGAAGAAGAAGAAGAAGAAAGAGGAAAGAGAAGACGAAGAAGAGGGGGAUGAUGAUGAGUAUGUAACAGCGGAUGAAGGAGAGGAAGAUAAUGAUAAACAGAAACUGCUUGCAAAAGAUUAUAUUGGAAAAGAAUAUACCUGGAGUGUAUCUGAGUGGAACGGGGCUGAAAUAAUUCCAUACAGUCUCCGGGUAGAGAACGAGAGCAAGGUUUACUUCUCCCCCUCCUCCCACCCUCCGACACUGGCGGAGAGGGUCGGAGAUCAGGGGCCUGGACUCGAGGAGGAAGAGGGGGUGUUUGUCGGGAAACCACCCAGUUUGCCCCUGAGGACUCUUAACAAAAUACAAAAUAGGAUAAUCCAUGAGACUGGUUCUGAUCGUAAAGGCUGGUUUGGAUCAGAUGGAAGAUUUCAAUGUUUACACGAUCCGUUAAAUAAGAAUCCGACAAGAAUUCAUUUCCAGACCGGAGAUGAGCUCACUAGAUAUGUACCGGCUGUACCAAGCUCACAGGCCGGUCAGCUUAUCAUCUCUGAUCUAGCAGAAGGAGAACACUGCCUUCUAGAGCUGGAUUUAGCCUCGAUGGUUCUAAACCAUCAUCAUCUUUUCUCCUUAGAACACUAUCUAACCAGAAAACUGAUGGAGCUGUAUCAUGACUAUUCAACCAGGGUUCGGAGUAAUUCCCAAUCAAUCCUUACCAAUAAGCUCAGAACCCUAUAUGUUGAGUGUGAGAAGGUUGAAGGACUGGCAUUAUCGUCUGUAUCCGAGGAAUCAGAGUUUCAGAGAAAACGUCUCUGCUCCUACAGGACGGAGAUCAGGGCUGUUAGGAAGGAGAGAGAUGAUUUAUCCUUUGGGGAACGAGAGCUUGUCAAAUCUAUAGUUUAUGUCUGGAAGGAUCUAAGAGAUGUACGGAAGAAUCAAAAUUAUUCUGUUACAAGUCAUAAACUAAUUAUUCACAAAGAAAACUCGAAUUCACACAAAGAUGCUCAGGAUUGGAAUUAUGAGAUUGAAAAGGAAUUCCAAGAGAGAAAGCAUGAUUUUGAAGAAACCAGAGAGAUGAAUGUAUCAAGGUACGAAGAAGAACUGGAGAGAUGGAAAGAGCAGCACGUCCAUAGGAAAGAAGUGAGACAACGACAUAAGAGACAUGAGAAGGAUAUGGAGAAGGGAAGAGGUAGCGUGGAUGCGGAUACAUUUGCGGAGGAUGAAGAGUUUCUCAGCAACCCUGAGCCGGAAAAACCCGUCCCACCGGAGGAGUUUGAUGAGGAGAAAGUUAGGUUGGAGAUAGAAACAAAUGCGAAGAAGGUUCGGAGAAACCCUGGAGAACCUAGACUCACCCUGGAGCUAACAAUGGGUGGGAAAACAACCAAAGAUUCUGAUAUUUACGACAACCGUGAACUAAACCGACGAAACGCCGUAAACAAAACGAAGAUUAUGUUCAAGAUUCUUUUCAACGGAAGAGAAGUUUGUCAAACCUCGUCCAAGAUGAUCGGGCAAGAUUUUGUAGUUCCAAUCGGACAAAUAUUUCCUAUACAGAUAGAACAGUGGCCAGAGAGUUUAAAAAUACAAAUCAUAGAGGGCAGCACAUUAAAAACAAAUAUUCUCUCUGAGGUUGAAAUUCCACUUUGCGACUCAAACACAAGCCUAGACAAGGCUGAGAUGGUUCCGUACGAGUUUAAAAGUGAUCAGGAGAUUUCUCAUGGACACGCCGGAUUAGGAUCUGGGAAGGAGUUCUCUAUAGUCAGUGAUAACUCUAGGACAGAUCUGCAGAAGACUAGAGGAAAACUCUACGCCAGGGUUGGUUGGGGGAAGAGAGGAGAUGGACGACUUCUGUCCCCUCCAGCAGAUCAGUGGAAGGUUACAGGAGUAAAUAUGAAAGGUCAAGAACCUAUCAGGGAGGUGUUUGAUAGUUUUGGAAAUGUGGAUCCUGAUAAACUUGAGGACUGGUUACUCAAUCAUAGAAUAGAUCCGAAUGAUCCCAGAAACGCGGAGCUCAUGAACACAGUAUCCGCUACAAGGAAGAGUAAUAUCUCCAAAAGUGUUGGAGAAACCAGAUUUCCAGUUGAUCAAGGAUACUUCAGGUUGGAUCAGAUGGAUGAUCAGUUCUCAUUCUGCACAGAGGAACAGAUCAAUAACAAUGUAAGAUUCCAGAUGAUACAACUGCGAAGUGCGAAAGCUCUGGAUUUCCGAAACUACCGUCAGAUCCCAGCUUAUGAGAAAGAAAUUCCCAAGGGAAUCCUGGAGUCCUAUGCUAAAAAGCUGGAGUACCGUCAAAAGGAUGUGAGUGGAAGUUCUGAUCAGCUUCGAGGGAAGAAUUUCCUUUAUCUCGACCAACUGAGAACUCAGGUUCAGCACAAGUUCUCUUUAGCCAAACACAGGAAGAGAAGAAGUGAUAUUAUUACUGAGGACAAUAUACCUGACCUCAACACUCUCUUCAUGAUGCUAGGUGGAGCUAUGCCUGAACAGAGACCUCUACGACCGGUAAGACAAGAAAGGAAGAAGGUUACUCUUCAAGAUAUAUCAGGACAGGAGAUUAAGGUUCUCCUAUCUGUAGUGAGAGCCUAUGAUGUUCCCGUGAGGCAUGAUGUAGAUUUUAUCUCUUCCGGUGGAAUCCAACAGGUCUCCAAUGGACCUAAAGAGUCCAAGGUGAAUUCUUUUAUCACCGCCUCGUUACAAAACUCUACAGGUAGAACCUACGGAGCUGCAGGACCGAACCCUGCCUGGAACCAACAGCUUACUCUCAAGUUUAAACCUCUCAACAAUGAUUUCUCUCCGGACAGUAUGCGUCGAGUCAAGGAGUAUCUAUACCUUCACCUAUUUGACGAGAUAUACUGUGAUCUGGUGGAGGAUGAAGAUCAGAGAUCAACCCUUCUCCACCAGAGAUUAGAGCACAGAUGGUUGGGUAGUCUAGCUAUACCAUUUACCUCAAUCUACCAGAAUACCAGAAUAGAAGGAACCUUCAGAAUGCACAGUCCUCCAGUUCUCCUAGGAUAUGAAAGAGUUGGACAGAAUGUUCAAAACCUAGGCUGGAGACCAUCAACACCAACGGAGAAUUCAACUGUAAAGGACGCUACUUAUAUUAAUAUAUAUCUCACCUUGGAUCCAGCCCUAAACGUUCCCGAACCUCUCCGCGAGAAGCUUGAGUGUGAGGAGGAUGAUGAUAUUGUUGCAACCUGUGAAAGAUGGAAUCGAGCUUUAUCUGGAGCUUAUCCACACAGAAAGAUCAACCCACUAGUUAUAGACGUUACUGGGAGAUCAGUCCUUCUCACAAGAUAUCUCCGACCCAUCCCUCCACCAGCUCAGGUCCGUGAGUCGUCUACAGAAGUCCCCAGCGAUGAGUCCGUUGCUUGGUUUGUCAGCCUGAUUCCAUAUCUUCCCUCAAACGCUCUGUUCCCUGGACUAGGAGAUAUAUGGCCUACUAGUGAACAGUUUCUACAGAUGAUGGUUGGGUCGGAGCUAGAGCAUGCAAUUCUUCUCACAAACUACUUCUUGAGCCUGGGGAAAACCUGUUUCCUUGUUUUAGGUAAAGGAAUCCCGGAGGGUAAAACUGCUUAUGUUCUUACGGUAGAGGAGAAUGGACAGUAUUGGUUGUGGAACCCGGUCACAAGUGAACAUUUCUCAUCCUUGGAAACAUUCUGUCCUCUCCAGAGUAUCUGGGUUCUAGCAAACACUGAGAAUGUUUGGGCAAACAUGCAGGUCUCAGAUCAACCACAGAGACUCAGGUUUGAUCUGAGUCGUGUUGGAGACUGGAUGCCUCUGUUCUCCAGGCCCCCCUUAAACCCUCCAGUUUCUCUUCAACCUGAUCAUAUUCCUCUAUCUCCGCCUGAUAUUAGAGCAGCUAAACUUCUUAAAGAUAAAAUUGAAAAGGCUCUGAGAGAUAGUAUUAUGAAUUUGAGGAAACAGGCCAAACUUAGAACUUCACUGAAUUUUCAGGGUAAAGCCCUGCUGGGAAAGCUGUUGCCCCGACUGGAACAGGAACGUAUAAAUGGUUCCAGAGGUAGAGGGGAACAUGGAACAGAGUUACAAACAUUAACAUCUUCCUACAAGAUAUGUGGUUUCCCUCUACACUGCGCCUACCUAGACAUGGAGAGUAUUGUGGAUUCAGUCAAAGCAACAGGCGUGUGGUCUAACCGUGAUCCAGGAGUAGAGUUUGGUUUGGCGGUGUAUGUAGAACCGUAUCCAGGUUCUGCUAUGUCAGUCUGGGUCUACGUAGCAUCUCUAGUUAAACGAGUUUUAUAAAAGGAUACUUCAAGAUGACCUGUAGCCGCCAACUGACAACUUGACUUCAGACAUUCUUUUCUACUUUAGAUUUUGUAUCUCGGUUUAUGAUAUAACAUUUAUUAACUAUUUAAACAUAAAAUUUACAAAUAUUAUUGUGUUCAUAUCUUUCAAUAAAACGACAAUAUGA